GUAAUGUCAUAGACGAGAAUUCACACGCUUUCCCAUCGCUGGAGAGAACGCGAGAGCUUGGGGCUGUCAGUCCCCUUUCCCCCCCCGUCACAUGUGCCAUCCGUGCGGGGCUCAGUGAACCAACCUCCAGCGCACACCGCGGGGGUCGCCGCGGUGGGACGGAGACACAUACACCCCGCUUUCGAGACCCAAAAGUCGGCUGCGGAGUUUUUUUCCCAGCUCGAUGAGACUUGGCUCCUUUUCGUCGUCUUGUUUUUGAAUUUUUUUUUUUUUUUUUUUUUUUUUUUUACAGAGUACACUUCAUGGGACCAUGAAGUGAAACUCCGCCAUAUUCGGCACAUCCACCACGCCCGCCGAGAGUGCUGAAAACGUAUUUGCUUCACUUCAUUUAGCAUUAAAAGCGGCGUGUAAAGGGAGGCGACGCCUGAAGCCGGGCACGAUGACCCUGAUGGCGGUGGGGGCUUGCUGCCUCAACCCGGAGGCCAAAGAGGCUCGGAGGAUCAACGACGAGAUCGAAAGGCAGCUACGCCGCGACAAGAGGGACUCGAGACGGGAAUACAAGCUUCUUUUGCUCGGGACCGGCGAGAGCGGUAAGAGCACCUUCAUCAAGCAAAUGAGGAUCAUCCACGGCCGAGGCUACUCUGACGAGGACAAGCGUGCCUUCACCAGGCUGGUGUACCAGAACAUUUUCACCGCUAUGCAGGCCAUGAUCCAGGCCAUGAAGAUGCUGCGGAUCCCCUACAAGUACCAAUACAAUAAGGCCAACGCCAGUACUGUCUGUGAGGUGAACGUGGAGACGGUGACGACGUUUACAAAAGAGUACGGAGACGCCAUCAGGAGCCUGUGGGCCGACCCGGGGGUCCAGGAAUGUUACAGUCGCAAGAGAGAAUACCAGCUCUCCGACUCGGCCAAAUACUACUUGAACGACUUGGACCGCAUCGCCGACGCCGCGUACCUGCCGUCGCAGCAGGAUGUGCUGCGGGUCAGGGUGCCCACCACGGGCAUCAUUGAGUACCCCUUCGACCUGGAGAACAUGGUGUUCAGGAUGGUGGACGUGGGCGGGCAGCGCUCGGAGAGGAGGAAGUGGAUCCACUGUUUCGAGAAAGUCACAUCCAUCAUGUUCCUGGUGGCGCUCAGCGAGUACGACCAAGUGCUGGUGGAGUCGGCACACGAGAACCGUAUGGAGGAGAGCAUGGCCUUGUUCCGGACAAUCAUCACCUACGAGUGGUUCGAAGAGUCCUCGGUCAUCUUGUUCCUCAACAAGAUUGAUUUGCUGGAGGAGAAAAUAAUGCAAUCGCAUUUGGUUGACUACUUUCCUGAAUAUAAUGGUCCGCAGGGGGACGUGAAGGCGGGCCAGGAAUUCAUCCUGAACAUGUUCGUCAACCUGCACCCCAACCGCAAGAAGCUCAUCUACUACCAUUUCACCUGCGCCACCGACACCGACAACAUCCGAUUCGUCUUCCACGCCGUCAAAGACCACAUCCUGCAGGGCAACCUCGAAGACUACAACCUGGUGUGAAACGGAGGUAUGGCGUCAGGAGUCCGGAGUGGAGGGAGAUUCCUGAAAAGCCUCGCUAUUUGACUACUUUGAUGCAAGAUGGCGGCAACGGAGCACCCAAUGACGGUACUACUGAUGUAUUCAGACCUUUAAUCACUAAACUGCUGCCCGAGUGGACGAAGCGUUAUAAAAAUCUCACCGAGCGGCAGUCAGCGGAUGACUGCACGCGGACACAGUGGGACUGAUUUUUACGUGGGUGCGAGUCGGUCUCACUUUAAACUGGGAGUCCCCGUCCGUCCAUUGUAGCUCGUGUGUGCCUCUGUUGGGAAAACAGUAUGAAAAGUCAUUUGAGCAUUUAUUCGAUAUCCAGUAGGGAUGGGCGAGUACCGUUACCAGGUAUCGGUAUCGGGUCUAUACUGGCCUUAUUUCAAGGUAUUGGGUACUCGUGAAGGCUGCUGAUACCAGCCACCGAUACUGAAGUCAAGAAAAUCUGACCUGGAGUAAGUCCUCCUCAUCAGUAUUCGAGAAAUGAGUGAAUCAUCAUUAGGGUUGGGCAUCAAGAAUCGCGAGAGUCCAAUUCUCCCGGAAUCGUUCAAAUGAAAAAAAUAUCGGUUCCCAGUUACGAUGCCUAUAGUCCGCCCACCCCGAAGAAGAAGUGGCGAAAACCAACUUAGAAGUGGCGAAAACCAACAAAGAAGAACACGCACAAACGCAUGCUUGUGCCCACCGGCGCCGAACAAAAGUGUGUCUUAAGUUUUUUCAAAUUAAUGACCAGUCGCCUCAGUGCAACACUUGAUGAUAAUGUAUAAUAAUAAUCACCGGUGCCGUGUGAAGUUACUUUUUUGUGUCAAAAUGUGGACUUCCGGUGCGUACCCUUCAAAAUAAAAGGCUGCUAGCUUAAAACAGGAUGUCAAAUUAAAACGUGCACAUAUAAACCAUUUGACAUGAUGCAACAUCCAUCCAUUUUCCGUACCGCUCACCCUCACGAGGGUCGCGGGUGUGCUGGAGCCCAUCCCAGCUAUCAUCGGGCGAGAGGCGGGGUACACCCUGAACUGGUGGCCAGCCAAUCGAGUCCCAAAUAACUGUUUUAGCAAUGCUAUAUUUAAAUUUGAGCUGAAACAUGAAUUAACGAAUAUAAAGUCAAUUGGGUUAGUUCCACACACAUUGCCAUCAAGUUCAUAGGUUUGAUAUUAAUACCGGUGAUAAAACCCCGAGUCAAAUGUUCGUUUUAGUCUACGGUGCGGGUUGCUAAGAAAAUGGACGUUCAUAAUUUGGACACCCUUUAUUUUAACCAUGCAAAUUUUUUUGACCCAGCCCCCUAAAAGAACCGGAAUCGAGAAUCCUUUGGAACCGGAAUCGAAAUAAGGAACUGGAAGCAGAACCGGAAUCGCUCAAAUUCAAACGAUGUCCAACCCUAAUCAUCAUGUGCGUCAGAAAGAACGAACGUUUAGUUCACAAUUAUCUCUGAUUGUAUUCAUUGAAAUUAUAUCUAUCAAAAGUACUAGUGGUGUCGGUACUCGGUAUUAGAGUACUCAAGAGCGAAUACAUGUACUGGUAUCCGUCUAAAAAUAAAAAGCGGUGUCGAGCAUUCAUAAUAUACAGCUUAAGGUCCAUGUACUAAUAUGCUCUAGGUCCUCACUGUCAGACAAUUCAACAUAGUAGUAGAACAACUUUGUGUCAAAACAAAACAAAACUGCACUAGUUGACACUGUGUGCUACUAGUACCUACUAGCUACUAGUUUUUAUAGUGUCACAAGUAGUGCAACGCUUAGGGUCACUAGUAGGAUGUCAUUUUCCUACUGUUGUGCCCAAAUUGUCCUACUGGUGAGGAGAAAGCGCAUACUCGUUCAUGGACCUUAAACUGGAGCUCAAGAAUCUUGGAUAAAUGCUCGCACGGCUCUUUGAGCAAAUAUCCGAUAUCAAACCUUUUAUUCGAUAUCUUUGAACUUAUAGUAGUAGUACUAGGCCAAAGGUAGCACAAGUAGUCGGAAAAAAAACAUUACUCGUCGGACAUUGUUGUUCUACUAGUGCGCUGCCUUGUGUUUCGAGUGAGGACAAAGAGUGUACUAGUAUAUGGACCUUAAGCUGGAUAGCAAGGAUAUGGAAUAGAUGCUCAAACGGCUUUCCAUAACCCAGUCAUAAUCAACACUAAUUGCACAUUUCCCUUUUAAGCCUUCACUCAUUUGCAUACUUGAGUAACAUUGUUUCACCAGUUUGGAGUCGACAUCUUUGUUUUUGUGUGUGCACAGCAUCAAUUUGUAUUUGCCACACUGGGAAAAAAAAAAAAAAAAUACUACAAUUGCGAGAAAACGGUUGUAAAGUUGCGAGGAGAAUACAAAUAAUAACGGAAAUAUCCGGAUAAAAAAAUGUCCGAGAAUAAUAUUACAGGAUUUUUGGUUGUGUUUUUGUGAGGAAAAAGUCCUAUUUUUUUUUUUUUAAUUAGUGAAUUUAAAAACAAUAACUAUAAAAAAACUUUAUCCUUGGAACAUUCCAACUUUAUUCUUUGCAAUUUUGUUCUCUUUAAAUUAUUACUUUAUUGUAGAGUGACACAGUUUUUUCCUUAAUAAAAUUCCGGCUUUUUUGCUCAUCCAACAAUAUGUUUUUCCUGUAAAAUUGGGAAUUUUAUUCUCAUGAAAUUACCACUUUAUUGUUGUGAAAUUUGCCAGUAAAAGAUUAAAAAAAAAGAGAAAAAAGUACAGUUACAAAAAACAGUCGUAACGUUGCAAGAGUAAUGCAAUUGUAAUUUCACGAUUAAAAAAGUUGUUUACUUUUUAGGUUAAUGUUUUGGAUCAAGUCUAUCAGAAGACUAUUUUUUCGACAAUGUUAAAAAAAAGUCAAAAUUUUAACUUGUGAAUUAAGAAAACAAAACUAUGGUAUAACUGUAUAUACACGAUUUACAACUGUGUUCUCAUAACAUUCCAACUUUGUUCUUAUAACAAUUUUAUCCCCAACUUAUUAUGACUUUACUGUACAUUUUUCCUUGAAAAAAAUUCUACUCUAAAUUUUUUCCUGUAAUACAACCUUAUUUUUAAAAUUCUGGGUCUUUUUUUGUAAAAUUGGGACUUUAUUUUCCCCUAAGAUUGCCACUUUACUGUUGUGAAAUUUGCCACAACAGUAAAGUGGCAAUCAAAAUAUAACAUUUAACUUUAGUAUUAGCCACACUGAAAAGAUUAAACAACCAGUCAUACAGUUGUGUUUAUAAUUUCACUAUAAUGUUCCGAUAGUCUGUUCUUUUGAUGAAGUUGUCAUAUUACGACACUAAAGUCAUGUUACACGGCUUUUUUAUCAUCUUUUAUUGAAUAAAGUAAUUAAUUUUAACGAGCGAAUGUAAAAAACAAAAACAAAAUCUUAAACCGCAAAUAAAGAGUAACUAACUACGCUGUUUACGAAUGUUCGUAACACUCCUACUUUAUUCUUGUAAAAUUGCGAUUUUUAUCCUCUUCAAAUGUUGACGUCAAUGUAAAUGGACUUUAUUCUUGUAAUAUAGAUACUUUUCCCCCCAUAAAUCAUGACAUGAUUCUUGUAAAUUACGACUGUUUGAAUGUACAAAUAAAAAAAAAAUAAAACAAAUCUCAUAAAGUUCUAUUUGUUUUGGCUCACAGUUUGACUUUUCAUCGAAAGAUUACCACUUUAGUUCUUAAAUUUUGCACUUUUUUCUCAAAGUAACUUUUUGAGUAAAAUUAAAACUUUAUUCUCGUAAAAUAAUACAUCUUCAUUAAAAUGAGUUACUACUAUUUUCAUAAGUUACCACUUGUCUUGCAAAAUGAUGAAUUUAAAGCACCACUGAAGCUAUUGUUGUAAAAUUAACUUUUUAAAAAAAUGAAUGUUUCCAGCCCAUAAACUUUUAUUCACAUAAGAUACAUCUUUUUCGCAAAAUUAUGACUUUUCUCAUACUACUACAACUUUGUUCUUGUAAAUUGCAUUGUUCUUCAAAAUUUAGAACAGUUUCUCAAAGUCAUUUUUUUUCUUGUAAUAUUACAAAAUACUUCUUGAAAAUUUACUACUGUUUACUUCACAAAAUAACAACUUUUCUUGCAAAAUUAGGACUGUCCUCUGGUAAACCUGAAUUUGUUUUGUAAAAUUACAAUACUUCUCGUAAAUUGAAAGUUUGUUUAAACUUAUUCACUGGCAGCCUUCCCAGUUAUUUAUUUUACAUUUUUUUUCCCCAUCAAAUUGAGGCUGUUCUCGUAAGAAUUACAACUUUAUUUUGGUCAAAUUACGCUUUAUUUAGCUGAUAUUCCGAGUAUAUUCUCGGAGAAUUAUGAGUUUGCGGUAAGUCUAAUUAAAGUAAAAAAAUUUCCCCGUAGCCGAAGUAAUUUUUUUUUUUUUUUACGACUUUAUUCUUGUAACAUGUUUGACUUAUUUUCUGUGUGUCCCUAACAGUCCACUUCCACAUGCACAUGAACACAUUUCAAAGGGAAUUCUGCUGCAUAAGCAUUUCAUCAUUUCUUUCUUUCCUUUUUUUUUCUUCCAUAAUUUGGUGAUUGUAUGAAGCUGCAGUCAUGUAAUUUGUAAUCUGCCAAAUUGGCUGUAGAAGUGGGUUUGUUUGAACGUGCACUAUAAAUAUGACAUGGUACAGCGACCGCAGUCCCGAAGAGCCUAAACGCCGAGAGAAAUGUGUGUUAAAUAACCUCUCGGGCAUUAAAUGAGUGCGGUCUUGAUCUCAGUUGAAGUGCUGUUUAAAUUGUUGGAGUAAAUGAAUAAAAGCCUAAUUAGAGCAGAUUGGUGGCACCACUGUUUACAUGACCUCUCGUCGUCUUAUUAAAAGUAAUUGCGGUCUAAUUUAUGCUUGAAUUUCACUCACUGCAAUUGAUGUUUUAUGCAGCAUCUGUGUGUGUGUGCGCGCGCGUAUGCAUGUGUGUUUGUAUGUGAUCAUUUGAAUAAAGUAAAAAUGUUGCUAA
Messenger RNA from Phycodurus eques (leafy seadragon), 6399 nucleotides. RefSeq names its product guanine nucleotide-binding protein G(q) subunit alpha-like. Bases 440 to 1519 code for a protein of 359 amino acids. NCBI's taxonomy places the organism in Eukaryota, Metazoa, Chordata, Actinopteri, Syngnathiformes, Syngnathidae. The transcript is spliced from 8 exons. Gene Ontology annotation, cellular component: heterotrimeric G-protein complex. Gene Ontology annotation, molecular function: GTPase activator activity; G protein-coupled receptor binding; G-protein beta/gamma-subunit complex binding. Gene Ontology annotation, biological process: phospholipase C-activating dopamine receptor signaling pathway; adenylate cyclase-modulating G protein-coupled receptor signaling pathway; action potential. The record is from RefSeq and is a predicted model, not a curated record.